UUUGAAUGAUCACACACAUUUCAUCAAAUUAAACUAUAGUCUUGUAUCAAGCAAAAUAAAUGUGGUCUAUAGUAACAGAUCCCAUUCAACUUCUUGUUACAAGAAUUAAGCAACAUGUCAUCCAUGAAGACUUUCAUGAAGCUGUUUCUAAAAUGUCCAUCAUAGAUGCUUUUCUCUUCCUUAUUGUACACUCUAUGGAUAAGUUGGGAUUAUGGCAUCGUUUACCUGUUUUCAUAGGGCUCAUUUACUUGGCCAUUAGACGCCAUCUUCACCAACAAUACAACCUUUUCAAUGUUGGAACAACACCUAUAGGGGUUAGGUCCAACCCUGUUGAUUUUCCUUAUAGAACAGCUGAUGGAAGAUAUAAUGACCCUUUUAAUGAUGGCGCUGGAAGCCAAGGAACUUUCUUCGGUAGAAAUGUUCUUCCCGUCGAUCAAAAGAAAAAGUUAUUGAAACCAGAUCCAAUGGUUGUGGCCACAAAACUUCUAGAGAGGAGAACAUACAAGGACACUGGAAAGCAAUUCAAUGUGAUAGCUGCAUCUUGGAUUCAAUUUAUGAUACAUGAUUGGAUUGAUCAUUUAGAAGACACCGAUCAAAUUGAACUCACUGCACCACGAGAAGUUGCAAGCCAAUGUCCACUAAAAUCUUUCAAGUUCUUAAAGACAAAGGAAAUUCCCACUGGCUUCUAUGAGAUCAAGACUGGAGGAGUAAACAUUCGUACACCUUGGUGGGAUGGAAGUGUGAUAUAUGGAAGCAAUGAAGAAGUUUUGAAGAAAGUGAGAACUUUCAAAGAUGGGAAGCUGAAAAUAUCAAAGCAAGGUAACCUUCACCUUAACGAAGAUGGAACAACAAUUUCAGGUGACAUUCGGAAUAGUUGGGCUGGUGUCACAACUUUGCAGACCCUUUUUGUUCAAGAACACAAUGCUGUUUGUGACACUCUCAAGAAUCAUCACCCAGAUUUGAAAGAUGAAGAUCUUUAUCGAUAUGCUAGAUUGGUGACUUCAGCAGUGAUUGCAAAGAUUCACACCAUAGAUUGGACUGUAGAACUCCUUAAAACAGACACUUUGCUUGCAGGCAUGCGAGCCAAUUGGUAUGGAUUAUUGGGAAAGAAAUUCAAGGACACAUUUGGGCACGUUGGAAAUUCAAUCUUGAGUGGAUUUGUGGGCAUGAAGAAAACAGAAAAUCAUGGUGUUCCAUAUUCUUUAACAGAGGAAUUUGUGAGUGUCUAUAGAAUGCAUUCACUGCUACCUGAUACCUUGCAUUUGAGAGACAUAUCAGCAACUCCAGGACAUAAUAAAUCUCCACCAUUAGUUAAAGAGAUUCCUAUGAAUGAUUUGAUUGGACUACAAGGAGAAAAUACUUUGAGAGAGAUUGGAGUUGCAAGGCAAUUAGUAUCAAUGGGUCACCAAGCUUGUGGUGCACUAGAACUUUGGAACUAUCCUUCAUGGCUCAGAGACUUAGUACCACAUAACGUAGAUGGCACAGAAAGAUCUGAUCAUGUGGACUUGGCUGCUCUUGAAAUUUAUAGAGAUAGAGAGAGGAAUGUAGCCAGAUAUAACCAAUUCAGAAGAGGAUUACUUAUGAUACCUAUUUCUAAAUGGGAAGAUUUGACUGAUGAUAAGGAAGUAAUUGAAGUAUUGGAAGAGGUAUAUGGUGAUGAUGUUGAGGAGCUUGAUGUUCUAGUAGGUCUCAUGGCUGAGAAAAAGAUAAAGGGUUUUGCAAUUAGUGAGACUGCUUUUACAAUAUUCCUUCUCAUGGCAUCUAGGAGGCUAGAAGCUGAUAGAUUUUUCACAAGCAACUUCAAUGAGGAGACAUACACUAAAGAGGGAUUAGAAUGGGUGAACACAACUGAGACCUUAAAAGAUGUGAUUGAUCGUCACCAUCCAGAAAUAACAAACAACUGGUUGAACUCUUCUAGUGUUUUUUCUGUUUGGGACUCACCUCCAAACAAACACAAUCCUAUUCCAAUUUACUUACGUGUUCCUAGUUAAUUAAUUUGUGUUUAUGUUUGUAUUUGGAUCAUCUUAAAUAAAACUUUGUUGUAUUUGUGUUUAUACAUACACAUUGGUAUGUGUGUAUGUAUUCAUGUUAAUGUGUUGUAUUUGGGUUUUUGGAAAUAAUCCUACGUUGUCAUCUAAAAAAUAUAUUCCUAUGUUGUAAUUUGUUAAGAUGGACAUUCAUUAGUUUCUUUUUUAUGAGUUUAA
This is a messenger RNA of Cicer arietinum (chickpea), 2204 nucleotides long. RefSeq names its product alpha-dioxygenase PIOX. The record is from RefSeq and is a predicted model, not a curated record. Gene Ontology annotation, molecular function: heme binding; oxidoreductase activity, acting on single donors with incorporation of molecular oxygen, incorporation of two atoms of oxygen; peroxidase activity. Gene Ontology annotation, biological process: response to oxidative stress. Lineage: Eukaryota; Viridiplantae; Streptophyta; Magnoliopsida; Fabales; Fabaceae.